Messenger RNA from Lentinula edodes (shiitake mushroom), 1017 nucleotides. RefSeq lists its product as uncharacterized. The coding region runs from base 1 to 1017 and encodes 338 amino acids. The record is from RefSeq and is a predicted model, not a curated record. The transcript is spliced from 3 exons. NCBI's taxonomy places the organism in Eukaryota, Fungi, Basidiomycota, Agaricomycetes, Agaricales, Omphalotaceae.
AUGCUUCUAUGGAGUGAACGCUUUCCUGAAGACAUACGUGGGGGACGUCCUGAGCCUGAAGAACGUACCAGGCAACCCAAACAUGCUGAGCUACCGUCUCUUGACGUAUCCAGUGAAUGGAUCAUCGACUACCUCGAAAAAUCUAGAGAAAAUGCGCGUAACGAAGCUAAGGCUAUCGAAGCUUUAAUGUCUCCUUCAUUUAGGAACGAGCAAUAUAAUAGACUCAAGGAGACAAUCGAAGACUGCUUUCAACAGGCGAUCAAAGUCGCGCGAGGCUGUUUGAAAUUUGUCGAGCCAGAACACUGUCUCGAAGAGCUACAUACUGCGGUACAACUCUGGGAUAUCCAUCAUAGGCUACCCUUGAACAUGUUCUCUUCCAGUCUAGCUUCCAUCCUACCUCCUCCCUAUGCACAUCUCCGUUCCACCCCUCGCUCUUCCAUCUAUAGCAUGAAUUGGAACUACCCGUGGCGAGGCUUUGACAUGGAGAAAUUCGAUGAAACCGUACUCGAGGUGGAAGAAUGCAUUUCCGAAACAAAAGCAUUCCUCGAAUAUUAUCGCCACGAAAUCCCUUCCUAUCUGGUUUGCAAAUCAUUCGAUCAUCAAUUGGAUGAUGAAAGUGACCACGAGAGUCCCAAUAUCAUAACUAUUGACCAGUUUCUCCCGGUGGCCGUCGUCCAUGAAGAAGUUUUGUUAAACUCCACUGGUCGUGACGACACAUCCGAGUCGGAGCUUUCUAGCAUCGAAGCAGCCUUGCUAGAUGCGGAGCUUUCCACCAUUGAAGCAGAUUUGCUCAAUUACUCUGAUAGUGAUGAAGAUCUCAAUUACGGUUAUCCCUCAUCUCCAGUUCUGUCGUCCGAUGAUAUUACAAUUGUGGCUCCUUGUGGCGAGGUUGAUGCCUUCUUGUCCGAUGAUGAUGAUGAGGGGAUCACAACCGAGUUUGAGGAAUCGCUCACGGAGACGGAGGAUAUCAUUAUUCCAUAUGCAGGGAAAUUGGCUUUAAACAUGCUCCCGUAUUGA